This is a messenger RNA of Salvia hispanica, 1557 nucleotides long. Its product is annotated as amino acid transporter AVT6C. The record is from RefSeq and is a predicted model, not a curated record. Lineage: Eukaryota; Viridiplantae; Streptophyta; Magnoliopsida; Lamiales; Lamiaceae. Gene Ontology annotation, molecular function: L-amino acid transmembrane transporter activity. Gene Ontology annotation, cellular component: membrane. Gene Ontology annotation, biological process: amino acid transmembrane transport.
CGAUGAAAAGCACUAGCCAAUAGAUGAAUGUAGACAACAAUUAUUUAUGAUUAAGGACCACUUGCCAAUUACUCACACAAGGAAAAAAUGGGUCCGACGAUUGAAGCCGGCGGAGCUGAGGCCCCUCUCCUCCCGGAUCGCCACCAAGAUGGUUCGGAGAAGCGGCCAUCGCUUCCCGGGGCCGUCUUCAAUGUGGCGACAAGCAUCAUCGGCGCCGGGAUCAUGUCCAUUCCCGCCACUCUCAAAGUCCUCGGUGUUAUUCCAGCCUUUUUGAUGAUUGUUUUGAUAGGCGUAGUGGUUGAGAUAUCUGUCGAGUUCAUGUUGCGGUUCACUUACUCCGGCGAGGCGCGGACCUACGCCGGACUCAUGAGGGAGUCGUUCGGCCGCUGCGGCGCCAUCGCUGUCCAGAUAUGUGUUAUGAUCACCAAUCUUGGUUGCCUCAUCAUGUACCUCAUAAUCAUCGGGGAUGUGCUGUCGGGAACCGGGGCGGAUCACCUGGGGGUUUUGCAGGAAUGGUGUGGCGUCCAUUGGUGGAACACGCGUGCCGUCGCCCUCCUCUUCAUAACCGUUUUUGUCAUGCUUCCGCUUCUCUUGUAUCGUCGUGUAGAAUCACUAUGGUUGAGUUCAGCAAUAUCAGUUCUACUAGCAUUCGUGUUUGUCGGAAUAUGCACGGUGAUGGCCAUCACGGCCCUCAUCCAAGGGGAAACACAGACUCCAAGAUGGCUUCCUGACUUGGACGGCGGAGUCUCCUUCUUCAACCUCUUCACCGCUAUCCCCGUCAUCGUCACAGCCUUCACCUUCCACUUCAAUGUUCAUGCUAUCGGAGUGGAACUAGGGAAGCCUUCUGACAUGAUGAAAGCUGUGAGAAUCGCUCUUAUACUAUGCGCUGCGAUCUACUUUGCUAUUGGGAUAUUUGGUUACCUCCUUUUCGGGGAGGGAACCAUGGACGACAUACUAGUGAACUUCGACCAGAGCUCAGGCUCAGGCUUAGGCUCGUUGCUGAACGACGCUGUUCGUUUGAGCUACGCUCUUCACCUCAUGCUCGUCUUCCCGCUCUUGAACUUCUCAUUGAGAGCCAACAUCGACGAGUUCCUCUUCCCAAAGAAGCCUCAUUUGGCCGUGGACAACAACAGAUUUGUUGCACUCACUCUUGCCUUGGCUGCUUUGUCCUACAUUUUGUCAAUAGCUAUUCCUAGUAUUUGGUACUUGUUCCAGUUCAUGGGAUCGACUUCCGCCGUCUGCCUCGCCUUCAUUUUCCCUGGUGCCGUUGCAUUGAGAGAUAUUCGUGGAAUUUCUACAACGAGGGACAAGAUUGUAGGCACGAUUAUGAUAAGUCUUGCAGUGAUUACAAGCUGUGUUGCUAUUUCAACCAAUAUAUAUAACAUGGUUGUAUAAGUGUACCAUUGUUUGCUUCCUCCUCUUUUUUUGUAUUUAUUGUUGGAAAUAUAGUUAAAGUAGCUGGAUAUUUUUGGCCUACAAUUAUCCAUUAUAUACUCGUCAUUUGUAUAUGUGGGACUGAGAUGCAGUAUUAUAGUACUAGUUGAUAAUUGGCUUGGA